CUCCCGUAGCGUUCGCGUCAUCGCGGGGCGGCGGCGGCGCGGCGGGAGCGGCCCCGGAAAAUGCUGAGAAGCCUGAAAGGACUCGUGUGCCAUUCCCUGAAGCUGGACCGUGGCUGUGCCCUCCACACGGCAGCCAGGGGUGGCCUGAGCUCUGUGUCCAGCCAGGAUGUCCCAGCACAAAGGCCCCGAGCAAUUUUCCACACCAGCGAGAGCGACCCGGCCAAGCACACGGAGCAGCACGAGGGUCGUCUGUACAACAUCCCCCUGGAGGAGGUGAAGGCUGUGUUCCCCCAUGGGCUGCCCCAUCGUUUCCAGCAGCAGAUCCAGACCUUCAACGAGGCACGGGUGAUGGUGCGGAAGCCGGCGCUCGAGAUCCUCGCUUACCUGAAGGGCUCCAACUUUGCCCACCCUGCUGUCAGAUACGUGAUCUAUGGUGAGAGAGGAACAGGGAAGACCAUGACCCUGUGCCACGUGGUUCACUACUGCUCGAGGCAGGGCUGGCUGGUGCUGCACGUCCCGGAUGCUCACCUCUGGGUGAAGAACUGCAAGGAGCUUUUUCAGUCUUCCUACAACAAAGACCGGCUGGAUCAGCCUCUGCAGGCCUCUGUCUGGCUCAAGAACUUCAAAACCUCCAAUGAACGUUUCCUGCAAGAGAUAAAAACACAAAAAAAAUACAUGUGGGGCAAAAGAGAAAUCACAGAGGAGGGCAGACCUUUGAGGGAAGUGGUGGAGCAGGGUCUGGCUCGGGUCAGGAGCGCCACUGAUGCCGUGGGGGUGGUGCUGAGGGAGAUCAAGCAGCAGAGUCACCGCGGCUCCUUCCGGCUCCUGGUGGCCGUGGACGGCGUCAACGCGCUCUGGGGACGGACCACGCUGAGCAAGGAGGACAAGAGCCCCGUUUCUCCAGAGGAGCUGACGCUCGUGCACAACCUGCGGAAGAUGGUGACGAACGACUGGAGUGGAGGUGCCAUCGUGACCACCCUCAGCCAGACGGGCUCGCUCUUCAAACCCAGCUCAGCCUACACUCCCCAGGAGCUGCUGGGAAAGGAGGGCUUCGAUGCCUUGGACCCCUUUGUGCCCAUCCCAGUCCCAAAUUACAGCCCGAGGGAGUUCGAGAGCUGCUACGGCUACUACCUGGAGCGCAAGUGGCUGCAGCACGAGAAAGCGCACACGGAGGACGGCAAGGCGGAGCUGCAGUUCCUGAGCGGCUCCAACCCGCGGCAGCUGGACCGGCUGGCGGGACCCCUAUAGCGCAAUAAAGGCUCCGUUCCGCCGG
Vidua chalybeata is the source of this 1273-nucleotide messenger RNA. RefSeq names its product death associated protein 3 (gene DAP3). The coding region runs from base 61 to 1248 and encodes 395 amino acids. The record is from RefSeq and is a predicted model, not a curated record. Gene Ontology annotation, molecular function: structural constituent of ribosome. Gene Ontology annotation, biological process: apoptotic process. Gene Ontology annotation, cellular component: mitochondrial small ribosomal subunit; mitochondrial ribosome. The transcript is spliced from 13 exons. NCBI's taxonomy places the organism in Eukaryota, Metazoa, Chordata, Aves, Passeriformes, Viduidae.